GCAAAUUAAGCCACCGAGCUGCAGUGAAGAAAGGUUUAAUCCGCAGCGGAGAGGUCAUUGGAUUCAAGCAUGUUUGGCACAUCAAAACCAUGCUCUGGAGGGUAGCUCAGGGUUGCUGGGAGUGGGGCUUGACGUAUGUUACUGUGAUGCAUCUGAGCACGGGUAUCAUGCCUGCCAUCGGUAGGUAUGUCUCCUGACCAUUUCAUCACUGCAGCUGUUGGGAAAAAGUUUUUAUGAAAAAUUUGACUGACAGUAUGUUGGAUAUGGAGUCCAAAUUGUCCAAUAUCUAAAAGGCAAAAAUUCAACAAUAGUUGUCCUUUCUGUAAUGUCUUUCACAUAUGCUACAUAAUUUAUUUGAAGUGGAGUACAAAUCAUCCUGCUAAAUAAAACUUUAAGAAAUGAAGACUAGGUGAUUUCUGGAGAGCACUGAGCAGGACUCGGUCGUCCAGCCCGGUCGUCCGUGCCAGGCCACAAAGAAAGGGUUUCCUGGUGGACCAUCAUCCCUUCCCUCUAGACAGCCCGCACCCCGGGGGCCUGAAAAAUGCUUAGAUCUACAUGGAAUUUUCUGAAACGUCACAAAAAGAAAUGCAUCUUCCUGGGCACGGUCCUCGGAGGAGUAUAUAUCCUGGGGAAAUAUGGACAGAAGAAAAUCAGAGAAAUAUAAGAAAGGGAGGCUGCAGAAUACAUUGCCCAAGCGCGACGACAGUAUCAUUUUGAAAGUAACCAGAGGACUUGUAACAUGACAGUGCUGUCCAUGCUCCCAACACUGAGAGAGGCCUUGAUGCAGCAACUCAACUCAGAGAGCCUUACAGCUCUGCUGAAAACCAGGCCUUCAAACAAGCUAGAAAUAUGGGAGGAUCUGAAGAUAAUAAGUUUCACAAGAAGUAUUGUAGCUGUAUACAGUACUUGCAUGCUGGUGGUUCUUUUGCGAGUCCAGUUAAACAUCAUCGGUGGAUAUGUUUAUUUGGAUAAUGCAGCAGUUGGCAAAAAUGGCACCACAGUUCUUGCCCCCCCAGAUGUCCAACAGCAAUAUUUAUCAAGUAUUCAGCACCUCCUUGGAGAUGGCCUGACAGAAUUGAUCACUGUCAUUAAACAGGCUGUGCAGAAGAUUUUAGGAAGUGUUUCUCUUAAACAUUCUUUGUCCCUUUUGGACUUGGAGCAAAAACUAAAAGAAAUCAGAGAUCUCAGUGAGCAGCAUAAAUCUUCUUCUUGGAUUAAUAACGUUGGAUCCAAAUCUUUAUUAUGCCAUUAUAUGAUGCCAGAUGAAGAAACUCCAUUAGCAGUUCAGGCCUGUGGACUUUCACCUAGAGAUGUUACCACUAUUAAAUUACUCAAUGAAACUAGAGACAUGGUGGAAAGUCCAGAUUUUAGUACAGUUUUGAAUACCUGUCUGAACCGAGGGUUCAGUAGACUGCUAGACAACAUGGCGGAGUUCUUUCGACCUACUGAACAAGACCUGCAGCGUGGUAGCUCCAUGAACAGUCUUUCUAGUGUCAGCCUGCCUUUAGCUAAGAUAAUUCCCAUAAUAAAUGGACAGAUCCAUUCAGUUUGCAGUGAAACGCCUAGUCAUUUUGUUCAGGAUCUGUUAAUGAUGGAGCAAGUGAAAGACUUUGCUGCUAAUGUGUACGAGGCUUUUAGUACUCCUCAACAACUGGAGAAAUGAUUGGUUUUUUCCUUCAAGAACAGCUACAAUGGGAUUCAAUUACUUUUUUAAAAAAAUGCACUGAAUAAAUCAACUAUAUAUAGGGUAAUGAUUUGUUACCAUAAUGUCUAAUAAAAAUAUAUUCUUAAUCAAAAAAAAAAAAAAGAAAUGAAGACUAUAUAUUAGUUUGUGGAAUGGCUGUGUUUGUAGGAAAAUUUGCCAUGGAAUAAAUUUCUAGUAUUUAACUUCAGUUUUCUCUUUGACUUAAAAUGUAACUUUGAAGAAACACAGAGAGUAGUAAAAAAGAAGUAAAAAAGGUAGCCCAAGAUAAUAAAGUCAUUUAAAACCAAAGAAAAUUUUGUAAGAAGAUAUGAUCUGAAACAACAAAUACUUUACUAGUGAAAUUUCUGGUAUGUCACCUAACCUUUAAUUUCAGUCUUAGAUCCUAUCACUAAGCUCUAAAGCUAAAUAUUCUAAUAUUUAGCUAAUAUUUUAAAAUCUAAAUAUUUUAAUAUCUUAGCUAUCAACUUUGCCUUAUGAAUGUGUUAAAUUUAUAAUCCCUUAUUUGAUUUAUUUAACACACCUAGCUUGUAAUUGCAGGCACUCUUUGUUCAGUGUCUUAUGAUGGAAACUAAAUUACAGUUCUUGGUACUUUGGGAUUUGAGCUUUUAUUUCAUUUAACUUACUCAUUAUAAUUUUCACUAAUUGUUUUUUGACUAGGGAGGACAUUUCCAUGGUUCAAAAUUCAAAGAUGUACAGUGGAAAAAUCUCUUUCCUCUUCUUGUCUCUUAGCCAUCUACUUUCUCUCCUGAGAAACAACCUGUGUUUUCAGUUUCUUGUAUAUCCUCUCAGCAAGAGUUAAUAGAUGUAAAAUCAAAUAUAUAUAUACACAUAUAUAUGUCUGCACACAUAUCUACAAACAUUUCUGUCACACCUUUCACUCUUUUUUUAUAAACCAAAUGGCAAUGUAUAUUAUGUACAUCAUUCGCCUCCUUGCCUUCUUUGCUAUAAUACACAUCCUGGAGGUUUGUCCAUAUCGGUAUGUAAUAAAUUUUUAUGGCUACAUAGUAGUCUACUGUAUGGAUAUGCUGUGGUUUAAUCAGCCCCCUCUUGGUAGGUAGUUGGGUUAUUCUUAAUUUUUUGCUUUUAUAGUGCUAUUCUUGUACCUGAGAGUAUAUGAUAAAUUGGAUGUUUUCAUAAUUAGAGCCUAAAGCAUUCUCAUAUAUAGUUUCUUUUAAGCAAUAAACCUGUUCUUCUAUUUUUAAAAUCACAUUUGUAAAAAAGAAAUUAUGUUCAUAUUAAGAGCAUAUUGACCCCACUGUUAAGCAUAUUGUAAUCUAUUUCAGUGUAGAGAGAUAGGGCAUAAAGGAAAAACAGAUUAGAAAUAUAUAGCACAUAGAGAUUGAAUCAUUGAGGUUUACAUUUGAGCUGUUUUCCUGCCCCAAGCUCUGAACUAUCUGUUCCCUGAAACAAAGAACAGGCACUUAUGGAGAAGGAAAUGGCAACCCACUCCAGUAUUCUUGCCAAGAGAAUUCCAUGGACAGAGGAGCUUGGUGGGCUAGUCCAUGAGGUCACAAAGAGUGGGACAAUAAAGGUUACUUCAAUAACCAGAUAAAACAAAGAAAACACACUUAACCCAAGGCAGCUUCGGGUUAAGUCACACCCUGCACUUAGCAUCUGUGCGAUCUGGGGCUGAGCACCCCCUGGGCAGGAAGGUACUGCUCCUCCAAG
Messenger RNA from Odocoileus virginianus texanus, 3373 nucleotides. The record is from RefSeq and is a predicted model, not a curated record. Lineage: Eukaryota; Metazoa; Chordata; Mammalia; Artiodactyla; Cervidae.